CCGGGCCGAGCUCCGGGCCGUGCAGCCCCGGGAGCGGGGUCGGGCCGAGCUCGGGGCCGUGGAGCCCCGGGAGCGGGCGGCAGGAGUGUGCCCUCCUGACAGUAAAGCCCACAGCGGGGGCGGGGUGGGUCGUGCCGCCCCCCCGCCAUGGUCUCCGCCGCUAAUGCCUGUUCUCUGCUGCUGCUGCGCAGGAGUCCCUGCGGAUGUAGCUCACCUGCCGCUCCAGCAGGAAGGAGGCUAAUCCCAUCGCUCGGUCAGCGGCCCCCCCGCUCGCAGGUGAGGCGGCGAGCCCUGCCCGGCCGGGCCCCGGCGGCACAGCAUGUCCGUAACAGAUCAAGCCUUUGUGACCCUUGCAACUGAUGAUGUGUACUCUCAAGGUGCUCUCGUUCUCGGACAGUCAUUGAGGAACCAUAAGACAUCCAGAAAAUUGGCAGUUCUAAUUACUCCAGAGGUUUCCAUUGGGAUGAGGUCAGUCCUCAGCAGUGUAUUUGAUGAAGUGAUUGAGGUGGAUGUGCUUGACAGCGCUGACUCAGUCCAUCUGGCUCUGAUGCAGAGGCCAGAACUGGGUGUAACCUUCACUAAACUUCGUUGUUGGACUCUUACUCAUUACAGCAAAUGUGUCUUCAUGGAUGCAGACACUUUGGUACUUUGCAAUGUUGAUGAGUUGUUUGAUCGGGAAGAGUUUUCUGCAGCUCCUGAUUCUGGCUGGCCUGACUGUUUCAAUAGCGGUGUAUUUGUGUUCCGGCCCUCCUUGAAGACUUACAACCUGCUGCUCCAGUUUGCUGCUGAACAUGGCAGCUUUGAUGGAGGUGAUCAAGGCUUGUUGAACAGCUUCUUCAGCAACUGGGCAACAGCAGAUAUUGGCAAACACUUGCCUUUCCUCUAUAACUUAAGCAGCAGCUCUGUAUACACCUAUGUUCCUGCUUUCACUCAUUUUGGUAGAGAUGCCAAAGUUGUUCACUUCAUGGGAGCAACAAAGCCCUGGAACUACAGAUACAACCUUCAAACAAAGAGAGUUAUGCAGGAUGGCUCCACCUCUGGAUCUUUUCACCAACUGUCGUUUCUUGCCCUCUGGUGGAAUAUCUACAGUGCCAGUAUAUUGCCUUUGUUGGAAAAAGGUGUUCAAAAGAUGGAAGAAUCAGAAUCUGAGGAAUGCAAGCAUGCUUUCAAUGGAGUUGAAGUUACCCUGAAGAAGGUCAGUUCUUACAUGGCCAGUUCUCUGCAAAAGCCUGAGCUCCCAGAGCAGACAAAUGAAGUAAAUCCCACAGCAUGCUCAGCUGAGGAACUCGCUUUCAAAGCUCAACCUGUGUAUGAAGUCGAACCAAGAGAUUCUAACGUCCACCUCUCUGAGCCUGACAGACCUUCAGAACAACCUGUAUUUCAACCUGCAUUUCAGGAAACCUCAGAAAUGAAUGAGGUUGCACAUUCUGUUUCAGAGCUGUCUAUUCACUUCAAACCAGCAAAACCAACUCCAGAAGAUGAACGGAGAAAAUGGGAAGAAGGGCGCAUGGACUAUAUGGGGAAAGAUGCUUUUGAACACAUAAAAAAGAAAUUGGACGCAUUUUUACACUAAGACAGGGUGUACUGUUAUGCCCAUCUUGAUAGAUUUUUUUAUAAUUCAAUUAAUGAAUACUUGGCUUAACCAGUUUAGCUGACACCAGUUAGAGGUUCUUAUGGAUCCUUAUACAUUCUUGGAGGACCUUAAAAGAUACAGAAUCUUGGUUUUUAACUGAUAAAUGUGCCUCAACUUUAUUGUUACAUGUGUCUCAUCUUCAUUGCACUCACACAGUGCCUUCUAAAGCAUAAUGAAUGGUACCUUUCUGAGUAUGAACUCUCAUGUAUUUAUCACACUUCCCUGGUGCACCAUCUGCAUUCUGCAGAAACAGUCAUGUGUAGGAAACAUGUUGGAAAUUGAAAUUGUUUUGGAAGUUGGACUUCUCCCAAAUUGAUAUUAUUCCCAAAGUACUUCCAGAAGUUGCUAUAAAGUAUUUAAAUAAAAAGAACUUAUUAUUGAAACCAAAUUUACACAAAUUUCAAGAGUGAUUGUGAUGUAGGCUUCAAUUUGGGAAAGAAGUGAUGAAAAGCUGACUUCAUAGGAGUCUGCAAUAAAACUGUUUAAUUUAAACACAUUUUAGACACAAUUAGAAGAACUUCAGAGUUCAUCUGAGAUCACUGGUGGAUGCUCUACCUACUUAUAGGAAGCUGCUCUGUUCCAUAGCAAGUGUGAGAAAGUGUGGCUUAAAACUCUUCAAAGCAGAGUGAUAAUGUAUGUUAAACUUUUAUAUUGUUGCCAUAGGAUACUGAUGCUUUUUUAAAUAUUGUAAGCUUUAGUUGCAUAUUCUGAGUUGUGUGGUCAGGAGAAGAAAUGCUGACUGCAUGGUGUAAACCUUCUGGUGCUUUUUAUAAAUUUGUUUACAGUACUUCAAACUGCAGCUGCAAAAGGCCUUCUUUGGUUUAGCAUUACUGCCCCAUACUGAAGGCAAUUUGAGUGCAACUGAAAACAAAAUUGGUACUUGUUUUAGUAAACAGGCCCUUUGAAGACCUCUUAAACAAUAGCUGUGUGUGGGAACUAAUAAAUCUCUGAGGAUAAUUCCAGAAGAAAAUCUACUGAUGAGACUGCAUUAUAUUAAGGACACUUAUGGGGGAAUGAUUUUUUUAUUUGGGUACUUGACUCAUCUCAGUGACUUUGUUUUAACAAACAAGUAAAAUACUUCUUUCAAAGUAUUUCAAAGCAAAAAACUGUUAAAUAAAGAGUCAUGACAGUUAUGCUAAUAUAAUAGUAGAUUUGACAAUUAUUUGUAACCUAGCUCAAUAUUGGAAUAAGAAUUCUGCAGUGAUGUUGCAGGACUUGAAAUAUUUUGGUUUAAAUACAUCACGAAUUUUGGCAGACAGAUGCCUAAUGAAACAUUUUGGGAAUUCUGUCUAAAAGCAAUGAUUUACAGUUACACACAGAUGCUAGCAGGAAAAAAGGAUGGCAGGAUAGGAGGGAAGAAGAAAUUUUUAUUUCUUUUCCCUUCCAUCAAAAAGGAUGAGAAUGUGGGGCAGGGAAUAAGUGCACAAAUCAGGAAAGGAAUGAAAGAAUCAAAAGGUCCCUUGAAAGAAGAAAAAAAAAACAACUUUUGAGUAUCUUUGAAUUACUUCCUAAUAUUCACAUUAAUGGAUUUGCUUUCACUUUUGUAGAAUAUUUUUGAUUUUAUCUAGUUCUCAUUUACCCUUAAACUCUUAAAUGGGGAAUCCUAUUGUUGUAUCUGUCAAAUACAAUCUUCUAGGUCAAGUUAGGUGUUUAGGGGCAGCAGAGGAGUUGAGAACAGUUCUCUCUCUGACUGACCUUGGCACCCUCUAUAGCCUGUGUUCCUGGGUAGGUGACCUUCACACAGGUGGGUGUGUUCUACCUCUUGGUGCUGUGGCCCAGUGCAGCAGUGUGGAGAUGACAGCAGCUGCAGUGUACCCUCACUCACCUGGCAUUUGAUCUUCUGAUUAUCCCUCUUUCUUAGUGAUCCUCGUGCACUGCUGAGAAAGUCCUCUGCUUCAUAAAUAUUGUGGCUAAUACAAUCCUAAUAGCUUUUGAUGACUAAAUAAAGCUGUAGUCAGCAAUGUGAACUCAUGCUUCAUGCAGCUCUGCUUUUUACAUUAACUGCUUAUUUGGUACACUGAUUAGAUUAUGUAAGAAAAAUUACUGAUGUGAAAUCAGUAACUGAAGGUUUUUAAAAAUAUGCAUAUAAAUGUAAUCAAAUAUGUGAUUGAGUACAUUUCAAACUGUUAAUAUGUACAGUGGUCCUCUGUGUGGCUUAUACAAUGUUUUGCAAAGAAUUGUAGUACAAUAAUGUAAUGGAAAUAAAAGAAAUGGAAAAGA
Parus major (Great Tit) is the source of this 3853-nucleotide messenger RNA. It is a transcript of the gene GYG2, whose product is annotated as glycogenin 2. Gene Ontology annotation, cellular component: cytoplasm. NCBI's taxonomy places the organism in Eukaryota, Metazoa, Chordata, Aves, Passeriformes, Paridae. Gene Ontology annotation, molecular function: glycosyltransferase activity. The record is from RefSeq and is a predicted model, not a curated record. The coding region runs from base 320 to 1573 and encodes 417 amino acids. The transcript has 9 exons.